This is a messenger RNA of Musa acuminata AAA Group (dessert banana), 936 nucleotides long. RefSeq names its product auxin-responsive protein IAA9. The record is from RefSeq and is a predicted model, not a curated record. Gene Ontology annotation, molecular function: protein binding. Gene Ontology annotation, cellular component: nucleus. Lineage: Eukaryota; Viridiplantae; Streptophyta; Magnoliopsida; Zingiberales; Musaceae. Gene Ontology annotation, biological process: regulation of DNA-templated transcription. The transcript has 4 exons. Bases 85 to 606 code for a protein of 173 amino acids.
ACGAGCUGACCAUAGCCCAGCUGGGUCCUUUCCAGUGCUCCAUCAGCUCAGCCAAGGCGAAGAAGACACCGAGUUGCGGCGGAGAUGGAGUUGGAGCUCGGCCUGGCACUCCCCGGCGGUGACCUGAUAGCGGAGCUGGGUCUUGCCAGCGAGAAGAGAACCAGCACGUGCAGGAAGAGAGGCUUCGAUGAUAUGUUCUACGGGGCAACUUCGCCGCCUCUCUUCGUGCACAAGGACGGCGACGAUGAUGAUGGCGAUGACGACGACAGCCGCUUCAACCAUUUGCAGGAGCUUAACCUCGGAAGCAGAGUUCUGGUUGGGUGGCCGCCGGUGAGAGUGUCGCGAAGGAAGGGCGAGGAGGGCGGAAAGAGGCGGGUGAACUGCGUGAAGGUGAACAUGGAAGGCGUAGCCAUAGGGAGGAAGGUGGAUCUCUCCCUCCAUGACUCUUAUCAGGCCCUCUUCCUCACGCUAAGCCAGAUGUUUCCCAAGAAGCAACACGACGGAGAGGAAUCUGAUGCUGCUUUUUACAAGGUCACUUACGAAGACGAGGAUGGGGACUGGAUGCUGGUUGGAGAUGUGCCAUGGGAAUUGCUUUGUUCUUCAUGAAGAGCUUUCAUCCUCUGAUGCUUGUUACAGAGCUUUCAUCCAGUCCGUAAAGCGUCUCAAGAUACUCAACUGAGAAGGCAGAGAAGGAAAGGGAAAUCACUGUCCCAUUUGCCAGUGGCUUAGUAGCAUGUAAUGUUUCUUUCUGCUUAUGUAAUGUUUGUUUAAGUUGCUGCAGUAUGUAGCAGACCACCAUCAUGACUCUAUAGAAUGUGUGUAUGUUUGUGUACAUGGGGUGAUUAAUUUCCUGGUCCUGCAAUCGAGGUCUUUGGUUGAUGUAGUGGAUUAGAUGACUUUUAUUGCAAGAUGAUAUGCCACAAUAAUUUGGGAUGA